Molecule: messenger RNA, 790 nt
Organism: Suillus fuscotomentosus
Lineage: Eukaryota; Fungi; Basidiomycota; Agaricomycetes; Boletales; Suillaceae
Exons: 3
Coding region: 64-570 (168 amino acids)
Source: RefSeq, a predicted model, not a curated record
GUUAUUAACUGUAAAUAAUUCAACGCUGGAGGGACACCGGUCAAGAACUGUAAAUAAUGUACAAUGUCCUACCAUGGCAUCCUAGGCAUGCCGUUAUACAUCUCACUCGGAUUCCUGAAGGUGCUGUCCUUGCACCCUUGGUGCAUCGCACAGAAAAUAUUUUCUGUGAAGCCGAAUGACAUGCCUGAGGAACGUACCAUGUCCGUUUUCACCCGAAUGAACUCGGUCCUCAGAAAUUGCCAGCAAGUCCAAACACUCGUAGAUAUAACACAGAUCAGACAAUGGCAUAUGUAUGAUCCCGAGAAAUUCCGCUUGCGCGAGCAACCCACAUUGGACUUCUUUGAUGUUGAGCAAGUCAUUUUCGGCAAAGGAAAGAGCACUGCUUCGCGGACGCACAGUAUCACAGGAAGUUCGUUGAUUAUUGAAAACGGUGAUGAACACGAGGAGAUACUUGAUGAAGAUACUCAUACCUGGCUCGAUGACAAAAUUGAAAACAUGCCUGGUGAUUCCACUUUCGAUGCCGAGGAAGACAUUGACUUGGACGUGCCGGAACUCAAAAAUUCUCGCUGAUGAUCCACCCCAAGGGAGUGUGUCGAAGGUAAGAAGAGAGAGCAAACUUGAAUGGUGGCUUGCAUUGAUGACGCCGACGAUGCCGAUGGCGAAUGGGUCUGGAAGUGAAAUUGCCCAGCGCACAGAAGUUUUUUCAUCAAGAAUAGUUAAUAACACCUGUUUUCGACCAGUUAGCUUGAACGAAAAAAUCACGUGCCGACUGUCAAUAUGUGUUAAAAAA